AUGGUUCUUGAAAUAGAUGUUAGAAUCCUAAAAAAUAAAGAAACUUUAGUAGAGAUACUUCCAAAAUUAUAUGAAAUUCUCUAAACUGGAAGGACAUUAACAAUUUCUUGGCCUAAAAAUUAAAAAGACAUUUAUUAUGAAUAUUUCAAAGAUAAUCAAAAAAUCAAGAAUUUAAGUCAAUAUUAAACUCUUCUUAAUUUAGUAGAAGCAACAUUACCUUAUCCAGAUCUAUAAAGCAAAAUGUAAUUUUAACAUUUUACUAUCUAGAAUUGUAACUCUUGCCUUAUAUCAUGUUGAAUAAAAGUAAUAUCUUGAAGUUUUAAAGUAUGUUAAAAUGUUAAAUCAAAAGAAAAUACAUUAAUCUCUUAGACAAUAAUAUCUCUUUACAUUGAAAUAUUUAAAAUAAAAUGUUAAUGAGAUUUAAGACAUUAAUUAAGUAUAAAUAAUUAUUGAUAUAUUGCUUUAUGAAAAUUAAAUAUCUAAAGAGGAAAUCAAGUAAUUUUAUGUAUUAUUUAUUAAAUAUUCUAAGGAACAAAAGAAAAUAGAUAUUGAAAAAAAUGAAUAAAUAAAUAUUUGGUUUAUUGAAUAAAUUUGGAAUUAUGAAAAAAAUAAUUUUAAACUUUUGGAUAUAUUAUUUCAAUAUUAUACUAAUUAAAAUAAUCAUGAAAAAGCAGAAUAAAUAUUUAUGUCUUUUGCAAAUUUAUAGCAUCAUUAAUAUAUUGGAUUAAAUUAAAUAAAUGUUGAAUUUGAUUUAUGUAAAAAAGAAUAUGAAAAAAAUCUUAUUGAAAUUGACUCCUUAUCUACUAUUUUUGAAGAUAAAAAUACAACUGAUGAAUCUUUACUUUUUUAAUAACAAUCAUUAUAAUCUAUAACAAGAUUAAUAGAACUAAAAUAAAAAGUUGGUUGUCCAUUAGUUGAUAUGAUUUAUUUAUAUUAAAAAUAAGCAUAGAUUUAGAAAUCCAGAUCUGAUUUAGAUUUAGCCAUAAAAACACUUAUACAUUGUUUAGAAUUAAUUAAAGCUGAAAAAUUGGUUAAUUAUAAUUCUAGAAUUAUAUUAUUAGAAUCUCUAUGUUAUGAUCAACUUGGAGAUUAUUAAAGAUCAAAGAAUUUAUUAUAAGAAGCACUCCAAUCCUUUUAGGACUCUAACAGUUUAAAAGAAGAAAUUAAAGAUAAAUGUGAUCCAAAAAAAUUAAUUUAUACUAAAAUGUACUUAGCCAGUACAUAUUAUAAAUUAAAAAACUUAGAAAAAUCAUUGGAAAUAUUUUAUUAAGUUUUAAAAAUAUAAUAACAUGUAAUUUAUAUUAUUUUAUGAUAGGAAGACUAUGAAAGUCAUCUUAUAGGUUCAACCUAAAACAAUAUUGCAUCAAUUUUAUUAAAUUAAGGAAAAUUUAUAGAAGCUAAAGAAAUUUGUGAAUAGGCAAUUGAAAACAUAGGUAAAAAAUAUACAGACUCUGAUCCUGUAAUGAAGAAAGUUAAACAACUUAAAGAAAAAAUAGAUGUUUCAGUAUCAUCACAAAAAACUUAAUGA
Paramecium pentaurelia is the source of this 1528-nucleotide messenger RNA. Lineage: Eukaryota; Ciliophora; Oligohymenophorea; Peniculida; Parameciidae. The record is from the annotation of a GenBank genome assembly.